Nymphalis io (European peacock) is the source of this 1441-nucleotide messenger RNA. It is a transcript of the gene Hp1b-l, whose product is annotated as chromobox protein homolog 1-like. Gene Ontology annotation, biological process: negative regulation of transcription by RNA polymerase II; chromatin organization. Gene Ontology annotation, molecular function: chromatin binding. The transcript is spliced from 6 exons. Gene Ontology annotation, cellular component: nucleus; pericentric heterochromatin. The record is from RefSeq and is a predicted model, not a curated record. NCBI's taxonomy places the organism in Eukaryota, Metazoa, Arthropoda, Insecta, Lepidoptera, Nymphalidae. The coding region runs from base 119 to 664 and encodes 181 amino acids.
AUAUUGUGUUAAUAAUUGUUAGCAUUGUUGUUAUCCUUAAUAUGUUUUUAUGUAUAUUCAUGAUAAUCAGAAAUAUUCUUCAAGAUAAUAGUUUAAAUUGUUGCCGGUGUUGUCAUUUAUGUUGAUGGCUGAGAAGAAGAAAGAAGGGGAACCCGAAGGGGAAGAGGAAUUUUCUGUGGAAAAGGUAUUAGAUCGACGUGUGAGAAACGGAAAGGUGGAAUACUUUUUAAAAUGGAAAGGCUACAGUGAUGAGGAUAAUACUUGGGAGCCCGAAGAAAAUCUUGACUGUCCUGAUCUUAUUCAAGCCUUUGAAGAAGCUAGAAAGAAAAAAGAAGCAGAGGGUAAAAUUAGUAAAACAGACAAGGAUUCAAAAAAAAGAAAAUCUGCUGCAGCAACACCUGAUCUUAAAGGAGCCAAAAAAAGCAAAAGCGAUGACAAGAAAGCUUCUGGAUUUGAUCGUGGCUUGGAACCAGAAAAAAUUAUAGGAGCAACAGAUAGUAGUGGAGAGCUGAUGUUCCUCAUGAAAUGGCAGGGCACGGAUGAGGCUGACCUGGUACCGGCGAAACAAGCAAAUGUACGAUGUCCACAGGUUGUUAUACAGUUCUAUGAGGAAAGGUUAACAUGGCACACACCAGCAGCAGAUGAGGGCACUGCUGAUGAAUAGGUAUAUCAUUCCAUGGAGAAAAGAUAAUAACGCAAGAUACAUUAGUUAAAUACUAGCAAUUAAAUAGUUUUUAAAGCAACUUAUGGGAGAGUUAUAACAUUUUUAAGCAAUUAAGUAGCUAACAAUAUUCAGUUUGUAUGUUGUAUUAUUAUAAAAAAAACUUUUUUAUCUCAAUCAGUGACAAUAGCAUUUUAAUAUAAUACGUAAAUUUCUGGUGUUAUGAUGGAUAAUAUUCUUGAAAGAAUGGUGGACAACUGAUAAUUAAUUGAUAUAUUACUAUUAGAGCUGGAUCUAAUUAUAUUUCAUUUUAAAUAUAAUAUGUGCAAGUGACCACAACUUUUUUUUUUAUAUCAUUAAACAAUUUUAUAACAAUAUUUUACACCAAGAAAUAUCUACUACAGUCUUUCAGUUUCUUUAAGGAAUAUUGUGGUGUCAGAAGUAAAUUAGUUACUAAUUGUAAUUCAAUUACUUGUUACAUUUUAAGCACUGAUAGAGUUGUAAAGAUUUCUUAGAGCUUGUUAUAAUAUGAAACUUGUGUUAGAUAUAAUAUUGGAAAUAAUUUUUUGUUACAAUACAUAAUUAGGUAUUGUUUUAUAUAAUGAGCUCUUUGAAAUUCGUAGUUGAUAUAUAAAAAAAAAGUAUUGAGCAACAAUCAUCAGGAUAAGGUGUGCUUGAUGCUGGUAUGAAUGCUAAAAAAAAGGUAAUAAUAUAAUUGAUAAGUAAGAUAUUCGAUGUAAAUGUCUCGAUUUAAGUGUAAAAACAAUAAAAAAUGUUUGC